Cannabis sativa is the source of this 2811-nucleotide messenger RNA. RefSeq lists its product as uncharacterized. Gene Ontology annotation, molecular function: RNA-DNA hybrid ribonuclease activity; nucleic acid binding. Lineage: Eukaryota; Viridiplantae; Streptophyta; Magnoliopsida; Rosales; Cannabaceae. Bases 1 to 2811 code for a protein of 936 amino acids. The transcript has 6 exons. The record is from RefSeq and is a predicted model, not a curated record.
AUGAGACCGGUUCUUGGGUUCAGUGGGGGUCAAGUUUGUCUCAGUUUUGGAGGAGGUAAGGCAUGCUGUCUUCCAAAUGCACCCAGACAAGUCACUUGGGCUGAUGGAUUGUCGCCUGCUUUCUAUCAGAAGUGUUGGCAUAUUGUGGGUAAGGAUGUUGUUAAGAUGGUUCAGGAUUUCUUCCGAUCUAAGUUCAUGCCUCGGGGUCUAAAUGCUACUAAUCUUGUUCUCAUUUCGAAGAACAAGUCUCCUUCUGUUAUGGGCGAUUUGAGGCCUAUUUCUCUUUGCAAUGUAUUAUAUAAAAUCAUUUCGAAAGUCAUGGCUAAUCGGCUCAAAAGCUUAUUAUCGAAGAUCAUCUCGGAGUUUCUGAGUGCGUUUAUUCCUGGGAGGCUCAUUACUGAUAAUGUUCUUGUUUUGUUUGAGAUAUUACAUUAUCUUAGGCGUAAGCAACAAGGGAAGAAUGAUUGUGUAGCUCUAAAACUUGAUAUGAGUAAGGCAUACGAUAGGAUGGAAUGGUCUUUCUUACAAGCUAUUUUAGUAUGGAUGGGCUUUGCGAAGGCUUGGGUUGACAUGAUCAUGGAAUGUCUUCGAACAAUUUCGUAUAAUAUUGUUCAUGGUGGAGAAAGUUUGGGUUCUAUUAUCCCAUCUCAGGGAAUUCGUCAGGGAGAUCCGCUGUCGCCGUAUCUGUUUAUCAUCUGUGCGGAAGGUUUGUUUGCUCUUAUUCGGUUGUAUGAAGAGAGGAAGUGGCUUCAUGGUUGUCGGGUGGCUAGGGGGCUCCUUGUGUUUCUCAUAUGUUGUUUGCUGAUGACAGCUUUCUCUAUUGUAAGUUCUAAUAUCGAUGCCGGGACUCGUGAUUCUAUUUUGUCUACUCUUCAUAUGAGGGCGGCAGAUGAUCAUAAUUUUUAUCUUAAGUUGCCUAGUAAGGUGGAAAGGAAUAAGAAUGUCACUUUCAGCUUUCUAAAAAAGAAGGUGAGGAAAAGAAUUCACAAGUGGGAUAGUAAGCUCUUGUCUAGAGCGGGGAAGGAAGUGCUUUUGAAAUCGGUUAUUCAAUCUUUACCGACUUAUGCAAUGAGUGUUUUCUUGAUCCUGUUGGAGAUUUGUAAAGAUGUGGAUCAGCUUAUGGGUAGAUAUUGGUGGCAUACGAAGUCUUCACAUGGCCAAGGUAUUCACUGGAGGAGUUGGGAUAAGCUGUGCUUGCAUAAGCACCAAGGGGGGUUGGGUUUUCGAAAUCUUAGAGAUUUUAAUUUAGCUAUGUUAGGUAAGCAAGGUUGGAGGCUUUUGACGAAUAAUAGUUCCUUAGUGGCUCGGGUUUUUAAAGCCAGGUAUUACCCCCAAUCUUUGUUUCUUGAUGCUGAAUUAGGUGUUAAUCCAAGCUACGUGUGGCAGAGUGUUCUAGAGGCAAAAUUUGUGGUUAAGACAGGUGCGAGAUGGCGUGUGGGAGUCGAUUUUUCUAUACCGGUUCUUAAUCAACCAUGGCUUCCUUGCAAGGAAGAUCCGUAUGUUACCUAUUCUCAUGUGGCUCUCCAUGACUGUAAGGUCAAUAAUUUAUUAAAAGUGGACUCUCUUGAGUGGGAUGAGGAAGUUCUUCACGAUUUAUUUGUUCAAAGGGAUAUUGAUUUGAUCCGUUGUAUUCCGUUGUCUCCGUCUUCGGUUGAGGAUGCUUGGUUUUGGAUGCUGGAGACUCAUGGGGAUUAUUCUGUCAAAAGUGCUUAUCGCGCCUUACAAGUAAGCAAUGGUAGGUGGAAUACGCAAGACAAUUCGGGUUUUUGGAGGAUGUUUUGGAACUUGAAAUUGCCUCCUAAGGUGAAGAAUUUUCUUUGGCGGGGUCUUACUAAUUGUCUCCCUACUCUUGUGUCUCUGCGGUCUAAAAGGGUCCACGUGAGCGGAUUGUGUUCGAUGUGUAAUCGGGAGGAUGAGACAAUUUUUUAUAUAAUGGUUAGCUGCGCUUUUACUAAGAGUUGUCUGGACAAGGGACUGGGAGGGGCGGUUGGAGGGGGUGAAGCUGCUGUGUUUGGCAGCUGGUUUGAUAAUAAGAAUGCUCAGCUGGAAAGUAGUGUUGUGUUGCCAAUUUGUGGUCCGAAUACUUCUGGGUGUGAGCAAUGGCCUAAAUCUUAUUUUGGUGAGAUUGAGGUUAAUUGUGAUACUACUGUCUUCGAGGAUGACAAUAAUCUCGGUUUGGGGUGGAUUGCUCGGGAUCAUAAUGGUUUAUUCAUUGAUGCGUUGGCGGUUAAAACUUAUGGUCAACCCGACCUGUUUUUGGCUGAAGCUAUGGCGUUGAAGGAGGCGCUCAGUUGGGUGAAGGGAAGGUGGAUUGAAGGGAGUGUGCCUGCUAAUGUGAACCAGGCGGCUAACUCUUUAGCUCGUUCUUCUGAUUCUAUUUCUGGCUGUGUUUCUCGCGGGGGUUUUGUCCCUGCUGUUUUUCUGCUUCGAGUCUUGUCUUUUGGCAUGGGUUGUGUAGCUCGGAAUCAUCAUGGUGCUAUGGUAGAAGCAUUCAAGAAGGGAAAGAUUGGAUACGUUCAACCCGAAAUUGCUGAGAUAAUAGGCAUUAAAGAAGCCUUGAGUUGGAUUGCAACUCACUCGUGGGAUAGAGUCAUGUUGGAAACAGAUAGCUUGGUGUGUGUCCAAGCGAUUCAGAGCGGUAUUUUUAUGCCUUCACAGUUUGGUCUUAUUGCUCAAUAUGUUCGAAAUUUGCUUUUGACUUUAUCUUUUGUUGAUUUGUGUUUUGUAAAACGAUCCGCAAGUAAGUUGAUUCAUUGCUUGGUAAGAGACUCUUAUUUCUCUACAGGUCGCGUGUGCGUUCUAUUGUUUUGA